Molecule: messenger RNA, 12535 nt
Organism: Halichondria panicea
Lineage: Eukaryota; Metazoa; Porifera; Demospongiae; Suberitida; Halichondriidae
Product: DNA-dependent protein kinase catalytic subunit-like
Exons: 90
Coding region: 34-12411 (4125 amino acids)
Biological process (GO): protein phosphorylation; telomere maintenance; double-strand break repair via nonhomologous end joining
Cellular component (GO): nucleus
Molecular function (GO): protein binding; DNA-dependent protein kinase activity
Source: RefSeq, a predicted model, not a curated record
UUACCAAAAGUACCAGUGCAGCAUGCAUCCAAGAUGGAGGAGUUAGUGCAAGCUCUGUUCUCACUACUGCAAUCCAAGCACAGCAACAGAGGCAGCCUUGCAGCUCAGUCAGCUCACGACCUCUACUCUGUAUGCAUUGACACUGUCUCUGAGACGGACAUUGCAUACUGCUGCUCUGUAUUGUUCAACAAGCAGACUGGAGUCCUGCGGUUUCUGAGAGAGAUCUCCUCGCUGGACGAGUUUUCUGUGUGUAAAGAGACCCUACUCAACCUUUUGGAUGGCUACUCUAAAAUCCUCAAAGAGAGGGUGCUUCCUUAUGCUGUGGAGAUAAAGGAGGUGUGCAACAUGUUGUUCUCCAGAGACAAGAGCAGUAGAGUCAAAAAUGCUGUCUUUGCUCCACUGACCUCGGUGCUGAGACUGUGCGCAAGAACUGCUGAAGUAGAGUCAUUGAACAUACCCAAACUUAUCGACAAAUUUUUCCAAGCAACUACACAAGUCUCAAAAAACUCAGCUACAGUGCGUGGUGGUAUCUACCAGCUGCUGGGCACGCUGUGUGAGGUGUACCCAGAGCUCAUGGUGGGUCACUCAGGGAGACUGGUCGACGUGUACGUGCGUACACUGAGGUCAGAGAUGCUCGGCAAGGGCAGCAAGAAGCCCGAGAUGUCCAUCAUUGGAGGUUGCCUCAGGGGACUCUGCUGCUAUCUAGUCAACUUCUCCCAGUCCUUUGCUGAAGGUUCUGCGUAUGCUCAGGACAUAUACAAGUGUGCUCGGAGGGCUAUUGACCCCAAGGCAUCCAGGACAAGGUUUGAAGUGCCCAGAGCUGGUAUGGCUCUGAUUGCAAAACAUGCUGCACAGUUUAAAGAGUACCUGGCCAAAGAUCACGAGUACAUGUACGACUGUCUGCUGGAGUGGGCGGAACACAACAAUAAAGAUAACAAGAACUCGGCAAUUAGCGCCAUGGAAGCUUUCUUUGAACAGGUCUCAGUAGUGGUGGUGGAGAAAGCCUCGGAGGAUAGAGACACACACUAUGCCAUAUUCAAAGAGUUUAUGAGGAAGUUCCGCGGUAUUAUAGACAAUCAGAGCAGCAGCAAGCGGCAGCUGGCAGUGGCCAUCAAGGGAUACGGACACUUUGCAGCGCCUUGUAAAGUGUUCCUAAAGCCGUCGGACAUUCAGUUCAUGUUUCAAGAGAUGGCUAAUCGCAGUGAGCAGCUCUUCUUCUCUCCCAUUUUAGAGUCGGUGGAGGACAACCUCUUCCAACUCCCAGCAUUCCUAGAGGCCUUGGCCGCUAUCGUCAAGGAGAUGAGAGAGUUGUCUGAGUUACUGCUUCACUCUCUGGAGAAGCUGAUGGUAUUACUGUUUGAGUGCUACCCUCUCUUACCCCCCGUCACUCACAAGCCCGUGUAUUUCGCCGUGUUAAAGUUGAUACUGGGGCUCUCCACUAACUGGACCACACUCAAGGCAUUCUUGUCCCAGAUAGUGUACCAAGGACUCAUAAGGACGUGCUCACACCCACCUGUUAUUGAAGUUGGUGAUAGUGGUGUGGUUGCUACGGAGACCACUGAUAUCCUAGGCAACCGGCGACCAUCGUACAAGAACUAUGUUGACCUGUGGAUACAUAUCCUGGAUCCAACCAAACUAAAGGGUCACAGUCUUACGUUCAUGGAUCCUGGAACGAGGAAGGAGGUACACAGUUUGCUGUACGAUGAAGUGGUGGGCUCAGUCAUAAAGAUCAUCCACAGACUCGACCUCACAGCCAAGACCUCGCUAGAGCAAGAGUCGGAAGCUGUAGAGUCUGCAGAUGAUUCCAGUCCACCCACCACGAACUCUGACCCUGUGUCUGGGCUGUAUCCGUCUGUGCCGAAAGACUUCCAGAUUUUCAUCAACCUUGUGGACUUGUGCAAGUCGUUGUUCCCGUGUGUCCAGCCGUCACUAUUCUCACAAUGGGUGCCCACCUUCGGCCGUGAGAUGAUAGUCCACUCCACAGCCCACCCCCUCAUCAGCGGGUUCUACAAGCUGCUGGGUGUGGCUCUCAAGAUGUGCUCCACCCUCAACUACUUCCAGGACAUUCCUGAUCAGGAGACAGACGGUGAUAUUGCCAUGGAAACGGACUCUAAAGGAGACGACAGGAGAGACUGUUUCAUCCUGUUCAGGAAAUUUGUCAGAGAGGUUCUGGUUAGAAUGAAACAGUACAAGGAGGAGCUAUUGGUCUCUUGUCUGCAGCUGCUCCUCUCAUUGCCAAAGGAGAUAGUACAGCUGGAGAUAAGCAGCCUUGUACCAGCUCUACAAACUACAUUCAAACUUGGUCUAAGCUAUCUACCGUUGGCCAGCACGGGAUUGUCAGCCCUGGAGAAGUGGGCGGGGCAGCUCAGCCCCUCCCUCCUCCACCCCCCACUCAGAGCCGUGCUGCCAUAUCUCGAUGAGUACCUCAAGACCAAUGCUAACAGUACAGAGUGUGACUCCGGUUCCAGUACGGUGGUGGUUCAGUCCGGUUCCACGAGAGCGCAGCGUCACAAGUCGGUCAAAGUAAUUGCCAAAUGGAAGGAGGGAAUUGAUGGAGCAGAGAGCCCUAACAACAAGGUUCGGCGGCGGAUUGUUCAUUUCCUGGGCACCCUGGGGGGUCAGGUGAACAGCAGUCUGGUAGAGAACGAGUCGGCAGCUGCCUUUGCCUCUCACGCUGUGGCAUGGGACUCUCAGAACCGGCUUGAGUUCCCACUCCCGUUCCAAGACAUGAAACCAUCCAUCUACUUCGAUCCAUUUCUGCCUCGUGUGUGUGAGCUAGCCACCACCUCCAGUGACAGACAGACCAAGGUGGCUGCCUGUGAGCUACUGCACGCUUUGGUCCUCUACAUGAUUGGGAAGAGUGCCCAACCAGUGGCUCAGAGCAAGAGCCCCAUGACUAAACUGUUUCGGAAGGUUUUCCCCUUCCUCCUCCAGCUGGCAUGUGAUGUUGAGAAGGUGACAGGGCAGCUGUUUCGGCCGCUCAUUUUUCAGAUGAUCCAUUGGUUCACUAGGAACAGGCAGUAUGAGAGCCCAGACACUAUCGCUCUAUUGGACGCUCUAUUGGAUGGGAUUGUGCAUCCUAGCAACACUUCCCUGAGGGACUUUGCUGCUCUGUGUGUGAGGGAGUUCCUUGUCUGGUCCAUCAAGCAAACUAGCAAGAAGCAACAAGAGAAGAGUGCUCUGAACACCAAGUCUCUUCUCAAGAGGCUGUACAGUUUGGCUAGUCAUCCCAGUGCUACCAAGCGUCUGGGAGCAGCGCUGGCUAUCAACAGCAUCUACGCUGUCUUCAGGGAGGAGUCUACUCUCGUGGACACCUUUGUACUUGAGAUGAUGGUGGUCAUGAUCAACAGUUUACGACUAGCACACAAAGACGACAAAUCUCUGGGAACCCAGGAGCAGACCUGCCAGGCGAUUCGUCACUUGACUCGUAUCAUCCGCGCCAAGGCAACGGCUCUUAACGUACCCAGCAAAACAAGACGAGCACCAAAAGGUGUCAAGGAGCCCAUUCUUGCCACUGUUGUGUUGUGGGUACUCACUCAAUGUGGUUCUCCAGAGACCAGCUGUCGGGAGCAGUGUAUACAGCUUUUCACAAAACUAGCCAGUCUACUGCCAAAAACGCCCACGGGUCGUGUGUGGGUGCGCCGAACUGUGGAGGGUGAAGGAGGUCAUUUCUUUGUCACCAGGUUUGAGAAGGGUGGUCUAGGGAGUGGUGGUAUUCAGCGGCAACCAGUGCUAUCAUGUGACGUCUUCUCCCUCUCUGAGACUGUGUCGUGGUUUGAAUCUCUUAACGCUGCACUUGACUGUUACACCUGGGUGCUCGAGGAACAGCUGUUGUCACCAGGGGAACUAUUCUCAGCUCAACCAAAGAAGCCAUUAGACAAGUCAUCCUGUCUGUUUGAGAGCCUCCAUUUCUUCCUGAGCAGUCUCUCCCCUCAUGGACUAGAGUCAGCUGCUUGUGUGAUACAGCCUGGGGCAACUCACGUGUUCAUGCCCAGUGAAGGAGAGACAUACAACAGGGCCAAGUGUGGUGUGGGCGUUAGGGUGCUCAAGUUUACAGCCGCACUCCUGAAACACCCCACGGAACUGAAGACAUGUGUGCCUGAUAGCUUCUGGAGUGAUGACCUCUACCAACUGGUGUGUCUGGCGUGUCUGCGUCCGACUGCCCUGGGCUUCAGUAGUGGCGAUGUGGCUAGUUUGGGACAACUACCAUCACAGGUCAAGCUGACAUUGGAGGCCCUUGCUAGCAGCCCUGCUGACAUACACUCAAAAUUUGUAGCUCAACUUUCGUUACAGCUGGCCCCAGGAAGUUUUUGUGAUCUGAUUGGUCAGAUGCCCCUCUAUCUCCAUGACAACUCGGAGAGUGAGAAGAGAGAUCACAAUCACUUGGACUAUUUGAUCCAAGGCCACAUCUCGUUGCAAACAGCUGGUCUGCUGUUAUCCACCCUCGAAAUCAAAGAAUCUAAAUUGUCGACUGUCUGCGAUGGCCUACUAGAGUCUGUGCUAGGCUCGCUCAAGCCCCUCCUACUUGGCCACACCCCUGACUCUGCCCCAUCCGAGGCUCGAACCUUGAGCCCUGCCAAUGAGACGAGUGUUGGACUGCUACUAGAGCUAGCACUGAUCACUGGAGUCACUCCUUCUGCUUUUGUGGACUGCUUGUUGGACAAAGACAGAGAUGUGCCUGGCCUGGGGUUCCUGCUCCACCAAACCUUCCCGCCCACCCUCCACACACACCUCCUCACUCAUCACACCACACUCCUGCCGCUACUGGCAAAGCACAGCCAACAACACCAGAAAACGGUGUCUAGUGUACUGAGUGGUCUAUUGGAGCAUGUCAGUAGAGACAAGAGCUCAGUGAGGAGUCAUGUUUCCUCUGUGAGCAGCUGUCUCCUCUCUGUGUGGCCAUUGCUGGCUAGGUGGUGUGAGGGAGGACCCAGUGGGAAACUAGCAGCUGUCUCACUGCUCAAGAAAAUGCUGGCUGUGGACCCUAAGGUACUACACACAGCUGUCUCUAUUGGCACAGCAGAGCCUGUGGUUGCUAUGUACACUGCUCUUAUUGAAGAUGCCAACAGUCCACUAUCAUUCAAGAGCAAAGUGCUGGAGAUUCUUCACUACUUUGUGGCACUGCCUGCCGACUACAGACAGAGACUCGUUAAGAGCAUCAGAGUGAUGGUGGCCAAUCAGUUUCCCCUCAAGUCUACCGAGUUUGUUAGGGGAAGCCCCCAGUGUAACGAGUACGUUUCAGUCAUGGACAAGUUCCUGAAUGGGCUUGUGGUGUCUGGGAGUGUGGAGUUACUGGAGGUACUCAUUAACGUCAUGUGCAGAGACACGGAGCAUGUGCACGAGGAACGGAUACAGAGUAGUCUCGUCAACCUCGUUAAAGCGUUAUCCUCCAGUGAUGCCACGGAGGCAAUCACAGUUGCUUAUAAGGUUUUCCGUAACGAGGGGGGAUACCCCCCGGAGGCUCGGAGGGGAGCGUGUGAGAGGGUGUGUCUGCCGCUACUGAGGGUGGCCAGUGAGGUCACUCUACGAGAGUUUUUCCUUGGCUAUGUGGGCGAGGUCAUGGGUGUGGUUGAGGCAACCCUAUCCAGAUCGGAUACAGAGUCUUAUCUGACUACAAAGCUGUGUUGUUUCCAGCUGCUGGAAGUGCUCUAUUCCCGACUGCCUGGGGGGGCGUUGACAAGCCCUGGGGGAAGUAUCAACAAUGCCUACUGUAAGGGAUCGGCUAAGAGCGGCAAGGAGCUCACUCAAGCUAUCACUAAAGCUGGUCACCUGGCCAAGUCAGAGGAUCUCCAUGGCGAUCGUGCGUUAUACGAGCUUCGUCGUCAGUACCACUGCAUGGCGUACAACUUGCUGGUGGCGGUGAUCACAUGCACUCAGAGCAAGAUCCAGUUCUACACUGGGUUCCUGUUCAAGGAGGAGCCUCUCAAGGGUCAAUUUUUGUGGGAUAAUCUCAUUGACAAAGACAAGCCCUAUCACUUUGAGAUUGAGCUGGAGUCUCGUGUCUAUCGCAAGAGGCAGGUGAUCGCCAUCAGAGACGAGGUACACUCGCAGAGAGAAGACUCGCCCUUUGAUUCUCCACCUUUUUCUCCUCACUACCUCUCCUCUCAGUAUCUGGCCGACAGUAGCCUCAGUACUGACAUCUCUCAGUUUGAUUUCUCCACAGGACCAACGGCUGUGCCCAGAGUGAGCAUCAGUUCAACCCCUGAAGUCAAGGAGACUGCUGCCAUGGUAGUGAUGGAGGAGCAGCUGGAGCAGGACUGUGUCAACACCCACGAGUGUAUGGUGCCCCUAAUGAGACUACUGGACCACAUGGAACACAAUAAGAUCAACCCGGAGAUCGUCAAGGGUUCUCCCCCCAUGGACAUGCCCUCCUGGAUGGUGUGCCUCCAUAAGAAAUUACACGACAACAAGACGCAACAAAACGUCAAAAUCUUUAUCGCUAAACUCAUUGUCAAUCGUCCCACCAUCUUUCAACCGUAUGCCAAGUUCUGGUUGAGUGGGUUGACGGAGCUGGUUGUCAGUGGGCAUUGUGGAGGGGCGGGGCUUCACUCAUGUGUCGUAGACGUCGUGGUUACCAUGCUAUCCUGGGCAGCUACUGCUGUACUGGAGAGUUGCUCUCUGGCCAAUCGGCUGCUAGGGUUUCUAAUGCAGCACGCCUACCACGACACGAGAGCAGUGUUUCGUAACAAUCUGGAGAUCAUCAAAACCCUCGUAGAAAGUUGGAGGAGCUCACUACAAACACCAACCAGACUGGUGUACAGCCUGUUCACUCUGGGAGGACCAGAGGCGGAGGCUAAUAGCACGGGUGUGCAACUACUGGGGAUACUCGUGGCCAACAAGAUGCCCGCCUUUGAACCAGCCACAGCUGUGUCUAUAGAAGAAAAGAAGUUCUUUAUGUCGUUUGUGAAUUUGCUUGGCUCCAAGCCCAAGGCGGUGUAUGGGGCAGCUGCUGAGGUGGUUGGCAUGGCAAUGGCUCAGAUGGAGGAGACAAACAAUUUUUCCCUUCCCGACCUCCAAGAUGUGGUGGUUGAACAGCUCACACGAUUGGUCGCUGAUAGGAACGAGCAAAACUUCCUCACAUGUCUACACAAGAUACAGACGGCCUACUCCAAGAUCACAGACAGAUUUGUGGAGAAGCUGCUCUUUCUACUGCCCAACUUCCACGGUGUGUUUCGCAGCAUGUGUUUGGAGAUCCUCUGCCCUCAGGCGGACCUCAGACCACGCCUCUAUCUGGAGCUACGAGACAAGGGCUUUCACAGCAUGCUCACACACAGAGAUGAGCCCACUCAACUGGCUGCUCUGGAGAUCAUCAAGAGGUUGUCUCAACACCACCACCUUGACACAGAGCACACGGCUGCUAUUGUUCCCAUGGUAACAGGGUUCGGUACCCACUCUAGUGAGUCGUGUCGACAGCUCAUGUACGAGAUACUCAUCAUCCUGUACAGCAACUUAAAGGGUGAGGAUUCUCCGGAUGAGGUCACACUAACGAGUGUCAAAGGUCAACUGUUGGAAGGUCUCGGAGAUGAUGCUGAGAGUAUCAGACUCAAGAUGUACACGUUUUGGAACGCCAGUACCCGUCUCUCUGGUGACACCCUCCCCCGGCUCACACAGCUGCUCCCCGUGCUCUACUCAACCGGAACAGAGCGACAGUUCCUCUACAACUCCACUAACCUCUUAUUAGAGCUCACCUCUCGUAGCCCCGACUUCAACAGGAGCGUGUUCGAUGACCCCCUCUCAGAGUGCAAGUUUGAGGAGUAUAGGGGGCUGGACAUCUCGUGGCAGCAACGUCACCUGACUCUGACCCCCAUGUUUGCAGCCACCCUGGCCAGCUCCCCUGGGGGAACACUGCAGACAGAGCAGAGCCUGGGGGGAAGUCUAGGCCUCAGGGCAACACAGCAGAGCCUCGCAUUCACUCCUACUCAAGAAGCCGAUUGUGGUGGUUACAACUGGAUGGCCCCAUCCCUCCAGUCUCAGGACGUCUCUUUUUCCAUUGGUACCUCCACUCCCUCGACAGCUGACUCCGCCCUCCUCACCAUGAGACCGCCCUCUGGUCGGCCGUUCAGACCAGUAGGAGACUCGUUCGGAAAGAAGCGCCUCGGCACCAUGGACUCUCAGGCUACAGAUCCAGAAGAGCAGAAAAGGUUAGAAGUGCUCAAAUUGAAGCGCCGGUUCAUCCGGGACAAGUCAGCUACUAGUGCGUACAUUGCCAAGAUAGAGGCUAAGAGGAAGAUCGCAAGACAGGAGACUGUGCGUCGUCAGAAGGCGUCUCGUGACAGUCGUGUCGUGAUGUACCGCCAGUAUCGUGUUGGGGAGCUACCAGACAUCCAGAUAAAACACUCCGAGCUCAUCAGACCGUUUCAGGCACUGGCUCAGCACGACAGUCGCUUGGCCCGGAUGCUGUUUGCUCAGCUGUUCAAGUCCAUCUUCUCUGAGGGAGAGCGAACUCUGGAGGAGGAGGCUAAAGGUACGACGGCAGCUGUCAGGAAUGGACUCAAUGCUGUCAUGGAAACCUCCACACUCUACUACCCACCAUUCAUCGGGAGUCUACAGGAUGUGUGUUUCCGCCAGAGGAGUUUGGACCUUGACCCCGCAGUGGUAUCAAGGGCGUGUCUCAUGUCCACUCAAGAGCCGAUAGGAAUCAUGCUACUAGAGAAGCAGCUGCUCAACAGCGCUGACUCAGCAGUCACCCCUCGUCCCUCCAAGAGGUCACGAGGAGAGAAUGCCCCAUUGCCUGAGGGCACCAUUGCUUGGGUAGAGGUGGCCAGACUGUACAAGUCCUUGGGUGACUUUGACAGCCUGAGGGGUAUAUUCAGUAGUCAAGUGGGCACCAGGCCGAUUACCAAGGAAGCCAUGGAUGCUGAGGAGAGGGGAGACUAUCUCGAGGCAGUGGAGAGAUACAAGGAGGCCAUUGGUCACAACUGGGGGGAGGGUGGUCCACUGCAGGCAGAGGAGGACCUCUGGGAUGACUCACUGCUCCAGUGCUACAGUCACCUGACAGAGUGGACGGAGCUAGAGGCUGCAGCUCUGGUCAAUGUGGAUGAGAGCACCCCCCCUAAACUGGACAAACUAUGGGACGACAACUACUUCACCGAGCACUACCUCCCUCAUUUGAUCCGGGCCAAAGUGAAGCUGGCAUGCAGUGGUAAGGAUGACCCUAACUUUGCAUCAUUUCUAACCAACUCACUGAGAGAUGCUAAGAAGAAGGCGCUGCUGGAAUCAGAGCAUUCAAUGGAAUUGGCCCUCUACUCUAUUCUCCAGGACAACCAUGAUGGGGCAAGAUACUACACUGGACUCUGUCUGCAGGCUUUCCUUCAUGAUUGGUCGAACAUUGACCAGCUGCUCGUCAAAAGCCGUACCUCGCGUUUACACGGACUACAGAUACUGGCUGAGAUGAACGAGUACCUACAGCUCAUUACUUGUACUAGCGACCUCGAAAGUCAUGUGACCGGCCUCCUGCAGAAGUGGGCGGGACGGUACCCUCACCCAAAGCUGGAUCCGAUCCGAGUGUGGGAUGAUAUAGUAACAGGGCGUUGUCUAAUGAUGACCAAGCUCCUGGAGAGACUGCACUUUCUGGCACCUGCCAACACGAGUGCCGAGGACUCAAUGGAGGUGGAUGGUAGUGAGGGCAGUCUGUCUGUACUGACUACGCAGUUCUCCCGGGAAUUCACUCAGCUCUAUCUCAAGAUGGCCGACAGUGCUAGGCAACAGAGCAACUAUGCCGUGGCAACACGCUACCUCAAACUCACAGAGAAGGCAGUCAAAGAACACUUUCCGGGAGACACCGGGCUCAAGUUGCACUGGCUACACAGUGUGGCGAGGAUGAAACUACAACAAGCAGAACAAGACCCCUCCCCUAAGAAGAUCGAGCCAAUCAUAGGUCUCAUUGAACGACUACAAGAGUCCAACUCGGACACCGUUACCCUGGGCAACCACACAUUGUCACGACAACAUCACCUAUUGGAGGGUGUGGCAUGUGACCAGCUGUCACAAGCGUUCAGAGAGGAGGGGCUUCUACUCAUGGACGUGCUCUCUGACGAUAGAAUGGCCCACCUCCGCGACAUUAUGGGUGUGGCUAGGACUGAAACACUCACUCCAGACCAGGUGUCCCACAAGCUGUUACUGCGUGCACUAGCCUCUCUGAAGAAUGGAGUGAGGUCUGGGACAGCUGAUCACAAGGCCAGUGGGGAGGGGGAGGGAAUGGUGUCCGCUCUAUUAGAGAUGGCCGCCUUCUGUGACAGGCAACUGAGACUCAAGGAAGAUGACGAAAUCGACUCUUCACUGGACACAGAGAGCUUCCCCAGCGUGGUGGUGGCCUACUCCCUUAAGGCCAUGAAGUUUGGCUCUCCUUUGGCCACUCAAAGAUUCCCCCGGCUACUACAGCUGGUCGAACUCUACCCCGCUACAAUGGAGACCUUCCAAAAGAAAAGCAGGGAUGUUCCUGACUGGAUGUUCAUUGGUUGGAUCAGUCAGAUGGUGGCACUGCUGAAUAAGGCCGAGGGACCGGCUGUACAUGAGACACUAUUGUCAAUAGCAACCAACUACCCUCAGGCACUCAUCUAUCACUUUAAGACCAGUAGCAGUGCGUUUGAGACCCACCCUCCGGGAGAGACAAACCAAGACACAGUCGAUAAACUGCGUGCCAAGCUGACCAAUAAGCUGGUGGAUGGUGUGGUAUCUGCGCUUGAGUUGCUCUGCUCCCCGGAACUAGUGUUCAAGGAUUAUUGUGACUACGACCUCAAGCCUCUCAUGGAGGCCAGUGUCGAAAAAAGAAACAUCUCCAUGGUGAAAAAAGUUUGGCGUGGACUACGAGCACAGCUACAAGAGUGGGAGGUGGGGUCAUCGGGGUCACUGUACGGAGGAGGGUCUAGUGAUGGGGGUUCCCCCUCCAUCGAGGUCGGCUCCAGACAGAAGAGAUUCGCCAAGGACUACAUUCGCAAGCUAGAUGAUGCAUGUGGUGAAGAUGGCAGAAAGCUGUGCUCCAUGAAAGCUGCAAGCUUCAACAGUGUGGUGGGGAAGUUGUUUGAACAGAUGAAGCCAGGACUCAACAAGAUAAAGGGGGCUGGCCUCCUCAAGGAAUACUCACCGUGGCUGGCGGGUUUCCAAGGCAACCACUACCAUGAGCAUGUGGAGAUUCCAGGUCAGUAUGAUGGCAGCUCCAAACCUUUGCCAGAGUACCACGUCAAGAUAUCGGGAUUCGAUGAAAAGGUGCUGGUGAUGUCAUCUAUGCGUAAGCCCAAGCGAGUCACGAUCCGUGGGGACAACGAGAGAGAGUACAUGUUCCUGGUCAAGGGAGGGGAAGACCUCCGACAAGACCAGAGGAUCGAGCAGCUGUUUGGAGUAAUGAACGAAGUGUUGUCAGAGGAUGCAGCCUGCUCCCAGCGAGGGAUACGACUGAGGACCUAUCAGGUGGUCCCUAUGACACCAAGAGUGGGUGUAAUAGAGUGGAUGCAGAACACAAAGCCACUGAAGGACUUUCUCGUUGACAAUCUCACUGAUGCUGAGAAGGGGCGGUUCACUGACGCCUUCAAGUAUCAAUCUGAUUGGCUCAAAAAAUACGGAGGGAAUUCCAAGGCACCCACAGACGUUUACAAGGCAAUGUACAAGAAAGCGUCUAAAGCUGACGUUGAGAAGGAGUUUCGUCGUAAAGUGGCGUGUCUCCCGUGGGACCUCCUCCGCCGUUCCUUCAUGUCCCUCGCCACCACCCCUGAGGCAUUUCUCACCCUCCGCUAUCACUUCCUGCGCACGUGGGCCUCCGUGUCCAUGUGUCAGUACGUGCUGGGUAUAGGUGACCGUCAUCUCUCCAACUACAUGGUGGAUAUGGAGAGUGGGGGUGUGAUUGGGAUCGACUUCGGACAUGCCUUUGGAACGGCCACUCAGUUCCUCCCUAUCCCUGAGCUAAUCCCAUUUCGUCUGACCCCUCAAGUGAUGAAUCUCCUCCUGCCCCACAAGGGGCACGGGCUAUUGCGCAGCUGUAUGGUACACACCCUGAGGGCACUCCGACAUUCCUCCGCCCCCCUCCUCAAUACUAUGGACGUCUUCGUCAAGGAGCCUCAUCUGGAGUGGCAGUCGUUUGCAAGAAAGCAAGCCAAAACUCAGAAAAAAGCCCACGAGCUAUCCGACUCUGGGGACAGCAGCUGGUACCCUAAGGAGAAGAUACGACAAGCACGGAAGAAGUUACAAGGCUACAACCCGGCUCAUGUGAUGUUGUUUGACCUUACCAAAGGUCAUGAGAGGUCACCAGAGUUCACUGCUCUCAAGACCAUGCUGAUGGGGGAGAAAAAGUACAACGAGAGGGCAAAGUGUGAUGAGAGAUGCAACAGUGUUGAGCAGCAGGUGUUGUGUCUAAUGGACCACGCCAGCGACCCCAACAUCCUGGGCCGGACCUGGCAGGGAUGGGAGCCGUGGGUCUAAGCACAGGCACUCUCGCUUAGAAAACUAUAUAAUUAUGGACGAUAAUUAUUGUUGCCAUGUAUUUAUUUAAUCAACAGUAAUUUUGUUUUGUGUUUAAUUUCUAAUUAAUACUCAUAAUUUAACA